AUGAGGGAUAACUACCAAAGCAACACCGCCAAGUGCCACCAAGAACCACCGCCGUUUUUGCCGGAUGAACUCAUCUUUCAUAUCCUCCUGUGGCUUCCGGUAAGAUUCCUUCUGCAAUUGAAGUGUGUUUGCAAAUCAUGGAAAACCCUAAUCUCUGAUCCCCAAUUCACAAAGAGCCACCUUCAUAGCAUAACCUUGAAUCCAACCAUAACACAUCAACGAUUAUUUUCUUCUCUUCUUAUCAAUGAACAUUGCAAAAUCGUAUCUUUCCCUAUGAAGCCAUUGUUCGAAAAUCCAUCAGAACAUGCUAAUACUGUUAAGUUCAGAAUGGAACACAGGUUUCGUAUUCUUGGUUCUUGCAAUGGGCUGUUGUGUCUGUUUGAUCUUAAUCAAGGUUAUGUUAAAUUGUGGAACCCUUGUAUCAGAUUCGAAUCCAAAAAAUCUCCAAUUAUUGAUUGUUAUGAUAAAUAUAUGUUAAUCACAUAUCAUGGCUUUGGCUAUGAUCAUGUUAAUGACAAGUACAAGGUGCUAGUAAGGGUGCGUCGCAGCCGUUCUUGUUUUAUUGAAUAUGUGACAAAAAUGUAUACUUUUGGUGAAAAUUCUUGGACAACUAUUCAUGAUUUCCGUGGUACUCCUCCCAUUAGCUGGAUAGGGAAAUUUGUGAGUGGCACUCUAAAUUGGCUAAUAGCUAAAAAAGAUGUUAAUUCUAACCAAACUAUGAUUCUUUCGUUUGAUCUUGAGAAUGAGACUUAUAACGAAGUGUUGCUGCCAAGGUCCUUCAUUAUUGGACAUGAUGCUGGCAAGGUCCUCCAUCCUACUCCUCUGCUUGGUGUUUUGAGUAAUUGUCUUUGUGUGUGUUUUAACUCCAACAAAACUCAUUGGGAUAUUUGGCUGAUGAAAAAAUAUGGAGUUGCCGAGUCCUGGACUAGAUUGAUGAUGAUCCCUCAAAGGCAGUUCCCGAUUUGUGAAAUGUUGUAUUCCUUUGACGACCUUUUGUUCAUUUUAGAAAAUGGUACUGUUCUCGUGGCAUCGCCUUCCAAAUCAAUCUUGUAUAACUUAGAUAAUGCCAGGCUAAAUUAUCCAUCGAUUUUUAAUAAACUUCGGCAAGUUCCACAUAUUUACCAUGCAAGUCUUGUAUCACCGCGAUGCUAA
Trifolium pratense (red clover) is the source of this 1152-nucleotide messenger RNA. RefSeq names its product F-box/kelch-repeat protein At3g23880-like. The transcript has a single exon. The record is from RefSeq and is a predicted model, not a curated record. Bases 1 to 1152 code for a protein of 383 amino acids. NCBI's taxonomy places the organism in Eukaryota, Viridiplantae, Streptophyta, Magnoliopsida, Fabales, Fabaceae. Gene Ontology annotation, molecular function: protein binding.